This is a messenger RNA of Colletes gigas, 1312 nucleotides long. Its product is annotated as post-GPI attachment to proteins factor 2-like. Lineage: Eukaryota; Metazoa; Arthropoda; Insecta; Hymenoptera; Colletidae. The transcript has 4 exons. Gene Ontology annotation, biological process: GPI anchor biosynthetic process. Bases 301 to 1080 code for a protein of 259 amino acids. The record is from RefSeq and is a predicted model, not a curated record. Gene Ontology annotation, cellular component: endoplasmic reticulum membrane; Golgi membrane.
AGAAACGCGCGAUCGGUGCGAUCGAUCUUCCGUUAAGAUGAUAUCGUUCGUGUCCUGAUACUUUGAAAAAUGUUAAUAUUACAAGAUUCCGAUCGUUUCGACGCAUUAAUCUGCCUUUUCGUUGAAUUCGGGAACGUUUGUUCUACUCAGUAUGGUUCUUGGCAUACAACAACAAGUGAAAGAAUUAGAAAAAAAUCGACAGACUCGUUGUGCGUGCUAAUAAAACGAUUUAUACUUUAGCCAAUUAGGAGUAACAAACUCCCAUCCUAUGACGUACAUUGCAAUUUAAAAUAUAACACGAUGAGCAAGGCGAGAGUAGGGUCUGAGUAUAUCCCGUUAGUGGAAGACGAGAUGUCGAAAGCGCGGGUUGUUUUACCCUUCUCUAAAUUAGCAUGGUUCACCGUCUCUUUACCAUUCUUAGCAUUUACUUUCUGUGUUAUUUGGUCCAUCGUGUACAAUUUUGAACAUUCUACUUCCACGCAUUGCAAGGUAUAUAAUUUUUUACCAUCUGUCUCGGCAGCUAUCGGACAUUACAGACCGCAGAGAGACAUAUGGAAAAUUGCGAUCGCUUUACAAGCAUUGAUAAGAAUAUUAGUAUUAAUAAUGUAUUACCGUUAUUACAAAGAACAUAUCUAUAAAUGGGCACAAACUAUAUGUAAUAUUGCGGUAAUUACUUACGCUGUCGAGAACGUAUCUCUUGUUACAUUAAGCUUUUGGACGUCGGACGAAAAUUAUGCCUUCCACAAAUUGUCUUUUAUAAUGUUUCUGAUAAUGUCUUUUAUUCAUAUGCUUGUAGCAUAUUUUAUUAUGAGAAAUUGCCGUAACAGUACAAGGGAGUCGUCAGAAAAUGUUUCCAUGAAAUGGAAACGGAGAUCACUGAUGUUAAACGUGUUGUCUAUACUGUUUGCAUGUUAUUUUUUCUACAGGCAUAACAAGUAUUGCGAACCUCUAGUCUACUCUCUGUUUGCAUUAAGUGAGUAUGGAGUUGUUCUUUCAAAUAUGGGAUUUCACUCUACGGCGGCUUGGGAUUUCGCAAAUUCUCAUCUUAUGAUAUCGGGAACUGGGUUUAGAAUAAUAUGAAACAACUCUAUACGCAUGUUAUUACAGUUAUGUAUUAUUGAAGAAUGUUUAUAUACUAGUCUCUUGUGUUUAUUUUUAAACGUCGGUUAUAUGCUUGAAAUUUUUUUUUAUUUUAUUUCUCUAUACAAAAGUACAGAAUGCAAGCCAUUAGAAACGAUCUAUAUAUAAUUUUUUACAACACAAUUAUAAAUGCGGAAGACUGCUUUUAUCAAUGAUGGAAAGUCAUGAUGGA